AUGGCCCAGCGUCAGCUUUCCCGCACGCUACCCAAAAACUUCACUUUUCCCUCGCUGAGUGCAGAGGGCCCUCGUACCCCCGAGCGUGAGCUUGAACAACUUGAAGUGCCGCCACCACCACGGCAAUCGACCUCCAGUGUCCGGCUGCCGCGUGUGCGCGCCCGUGCCGGCACCGAUGUCUGUGAGCGCAUCGACUUGGAUCUGUUUCGGUUUCGGGGCGCGCGCGCAUCUCCUGAUGUGCCUGUUCCGUCCAUUGAGUUCCCUUCGCGCGACCACUCGCCCCUGGACGCCGCCGAUGCUGGUUAUCUGACCAACGAUGACCGCUACCUCGCGCCGCCCCGCCAACGCGUGAUCUUCAAGACACCUCCAUCUCAGAUCCGCGGCACAACAGCCGACCCGUCCGAUGCCGAACAAAUGUGGCCCUCGUGGGAUGCGACCCCAGGCAUGGUGCGCGGCUUCGUGCGUCCCGGCUCAUCCUGCUCAGACUCAUCCUGUGAGUCAGUGGAGACCUUCGCGUCCCGGCCCUCAGUAGGCGGAAGUUGCACCAGCAUGGAGAGCGAUCACCUCGAGUAUUACUACCCCAAAGACGCAGACCGAGAAUCCCCUUGUCUUCCGCAGCGUCUGCCUUCCGAGCGCACUUCGGGCAAGGACAAGUCCUGGACGCGUGAGAUGGACAACCACCUCUGGAACACAUACCAGCUGUACUUGCAAGAUCCCACCAUCACCCCAUUCAAACAGACCCCCGGUACGAUUCCGCCGCUCGGGGUGACUGCUCGUGUCGCCCGCCGUGCCAGACGUACCUGGGACACUCGGCGAUUGGCCUUCCCCCAGCCUCCCUCGGACCGGCCUGAGGAGCCGAGUGGCAUGUCCACUCCCAAAGCGCAAGAGUCGUUCCCUCAGCCCACCUGGCCUCGAUCGGAUACCAAGACCCGUAGCCGACUCAAGCUGCUGUGUCGCCGCAGAUUCUCCAUUUCGCCUCACUAUUAUCGCAUCAUGCAGUCUCGCACCCCGGAGCCGAUCCCCCAAACAAGCGAUGUCCCAUCUGAGCCCACCCGCCUGCUGGAUCGUGAUGGUAAUUCAUAUGCCACCCGCGAUCUCGGGGUCUCACUUGUCUCAACCCAUAACGCUGUGCUGGCUGGCUUCGCGGAGAAUCAGCCACGUGCCGAGCUGCGAUCGGACUGGUUCAACAAUGCGAUGGAGCCCGCUGUCCAGCAAGCUCACCCGGCGGCUCGUCCGGUACCCGAGCCUCCUCGCCAAAGCUAUCCAUUCCCGGCUAUGGACGCCCAGCACCUACCUCCUCGCCUGGGAUCGCCGUUUAUGUACAACACCUGGGGACCUGGAGGUUCCGGCGGCCAAAGUGGACACGUUCCUCGAGCGCCCAGACGCGACACGGUGCAUAUGCCCCCCGUCGUCCGCGACGAUUCACUUGUUUGGACUCGAGUACUGUCCAACCGGACAAUGGCUUUGGAUGAGGACGAUACCGAGGUGCAAAAUCGCCUGGAGCAUUUCAUUCGCGAGAAUGAGCUCCAGAGCAUGGGCAAAGGCCGCGUUCGUAUUCGAAACCGUGGCGCCACCACAUCAAGUGCGGUUCCUCCACGAGAGGUCGAUCAGCUGUUCUCGCCCCCAUCCUCCGCGAUUUCUUCCCUCGCCGAAGAGACGACACCCGUGUCUAAGCCUCCUGUCAACUCUCGACUGAACAUCGACGGCGUCAACAUCAAGCGUCUUGGCUCGCCUUUCAAGCUCGAGUCUGCUCUCAGACAGCACGGAGCCCCCAAACGUGUCGGCCGCCACACCCCGUCGCUGUCGGAGCCGUUUGUCAACUAUUCACCCUUCAACCCACCGAUCGGCCCCUCCUUCAACUUGACGCCACACCCAGAACUCGAUAAGAUUGCCGCACCGCCAUUUCCCAGUCCCUUUGAAGUGGGUCUCCCAGACGCCGAGCGCAUUCGCCGACAGAUUCUUAUGCGCAAGUAA
Molecule: messenger RNA, 1974 nt
Organism: Penicillium diatomitis
Lineage: Eukaryota; Fungi; Ascomycota; Eurotiomycetes; Eurotiales; Aspergillaceae
Exons: 2
Coding region: 1-1974 (657 amino acids)
Source: RefSeq, a predicted model, not a curated record